AGGCUGCGUCGUAGCCAUAGCAACAGCCAGAGCGUACCUAACGCCAGGAAGAAGUCAGUAAACAUUUCUAGUAUUUUAUGAUUAUAUUCGCCUUCAUUCCGAGAGAGACCAUUGACUAUGGGAGACAAAGACAGAUCUAUGGAGGCGGAGCAGGAGGGGGAGAAGGAAAUGAAGAUGGUUCUUCACUGUCCUCUGAUCUACCCACUGCCUGAAGAGAUAGAAAAGAUGCAGCGCAGUGAGACGGUGUGUAGUUACUGCGGUGUGAGCUACCUCAUUUUCCAUGAGUUCCAUCAGCUACACACCCGGCUGGCUCAGUCGGAGGCUGAGCUGCAGCAACUGAGGGAGGCUGCCCAGAGGGAGCAGGCCCAGCGAGAGGUGCUGGAGCUUGGCAGGCUGGAGUGGGAGAGGGCAUUUCACCUGGAGGUGCAGAGACAGGCGGAGGAGAAAGAGAAAAGCACAAGAGAAGAGCUAGAAGAGAGCAUCAAAGCCACGGAGAGAACUCUGAGAGAGGAGUUUGAACAGAAGAAUGAGAGGAUGAGGAGAGAGAUGAAAGAGGAGUAUCAGAAAAUCAGUGAAGGAAAAGAGAGACAACUUAGAAGAGAGCUGGGAGACUUAGAGGCGGAGAGACUGGGGAAGCAAAGAGAGGAGCUGGAGAGGGGGACCAAGGAGAGAGAGAAAGUUCUGAUUGACGCACUUCAAAAGGCCAAUAAAAAAUUAGACAAGCUGAGAAAACAGCUGGAAGAGAGACUGGCAAUAGCAGCUUCCACGAAGGAGGAGGCGGAGCAGUUACUCGGAAAAGAGAAGCAGCAAGGUGAAAUUCUCAGAGUUCUGUGUGAGCGGCAGCAGCAGGCCCUGCGAGUGACCCUGUCCACGCUCCGCUCCUCUGGCUGUGAGCUAGCAGAUGUACAGGGUUUCCUCCGCCAGCUGAUGGGGGCCUGGCAGGCCUUCAGAUCUCAGAUACUGCAGCACAGCACACAGGUGUUCUCAGUGAUGAGAGAGGAGCUGAAGCAUUCCAGUGUGGAUUGUCAGAAAAUGAGAGAAGAGAAAGAGCACCUAACUCAGCAGCUGAUGGAGCAGCAGAGACAGAAAGAGGAGCAGCUGUGCCAACAGAAAGUGGACAGAGAAAAACUACUCAGGUUAAAAGGGGAGUUGGAGGAGAAACAUGAGAGGUGGUUGUCAUGCCAACAAAGGUGCGACACCGUACAGGAGCAGCUGUUGUCAUGGCGGCACAGAGAGGAACAAAUGAACAGGAAGUGCAGCGCAGCUGAAGAGGAAGUGACACAACUGAGGGAAGCUCUGGAGGAGGUCCAGCAGGAAACAAGAGAGUUGAGGAGAGAAAGGGAGAUAUUGACUGAGUUACAUGGCAGAACCCUGACCAAGAUGGAGGAAGACUGCAGACAGCAAAUAGCCUCAAAGCUGGCUGCUGCCCUGGAAGAGCAGCGAACCCAGAAUGCAUUGCACCUGAGGGAGCAGAUGGAGGAGCUCCGCAGGGAGGCGGAGUUAGAGCUGACAAUUGACAGGGAGAAGAACCAACUGCUGCUUCAACAGUACCAGCGAGACAGCACACAACUUCAGCAGAAGCUGAAGGAAAGAGAGCAGGAGCUGCGAGGACUGCAGGAGGAGCGAAGGAGCAGAGUGGAACAGAGGAAGAUGAGAGAGGAGGAAAUACGCCAGGAGCUGCAGCACUCCCAACAGCAGGAGGCACUACAGCUGAGCCAAGCUAAAGCUGAACUACAGCUGAUGACUGAGAGGAAUGCUGAACUACAAGAGGAGGUGGUGUUCCUCCAGGAGACAGUAAGAAGGGAGUGUGAGGAGAGGGAGGAGCUGACUGCUGCUCUGUCUCAAGCUCAAGAGGAGCUCCUUGGGCUGCGAUCCCCAGCGUCUCAUCAGGGCUUCUCCAGGUCUCCUCCGAACCCCAUGGAGAGACACCCCCCACUGGGGAACAAGCAUUUCCAUCUCCAUAGUCAAGCCCGGGUACCUCUCACUCGCUCUUUGAACUCCCCAAAUACACUCCGACCCUCCCCUGCCAGCGCAGACAAAGACACAGGCUGGGGCACAGAUGGAGGAGGAGCAGGGAGGAGUUUGGAGUCCUGGAAUCGUGAUGGGGUGUUAGCUGGAGAAAAGAAGCGAGAGGGGACACUGCCCAGACUAAAAGCGAGCAGCACAGUGAGCGAAGUCAAACGUAAGGUCAGUUUAGUAAUGGAGAGGAAAGAGAGACUGUAAAGAGCAAUCCGGACCAUGUGUGUAUUAAACAUUUACUGCACCUGUUCAAAAUAAAACAUAAUUUUAGUGUU
Messenger RNA from Dicentrarchus labrax (European seabass), 2294 nucleotides. It is a transcript of the gene lekr1, whose product is annotated as leucine, glutamate and lysine rich 1. The transcript is spliced from 12 exons. Lineage: Eukaryota; Metazoa; Chordata; Actinopteri; Moronidae. Bases 118 to 2223 code for a protein of 701 amino acids. The record is from RefSeq and is a predicted model, not a curated record.